Fusarium graminearum PH-1 is the source of this 471-nucleotide messenger RNA. RefSeq lists its product as uncharacterized. The transcript is spliced from 2 exons. The coding region runs from base 113 to 343 and encodes 76 amino acids. The record is from RefSeq and is a predicted model, not a curated record. Lineage: Eukaryota; Fungi; Ascomycota; Sordariomycetes; Hypocreales; Nectriaceae.
AAAAAACUCUUCCUUCUUCAUUCACGCUCAUCAACAACAAAACCAAUAUCUCCAAACCACCACAAACCCUUCAUCACCACAAACCCUUCAUCACCACAAACAAUCCAUCAUCAUGCCUCGCAACGGAGACGGUUCUUCUGACAACGGCCCCUUUGAGGAGGCCAAGCACGACAUCGUCCACGGCGCUGGCAAGGUCGAGUCUGACCAUGUCGACCGUGCCGACAAGACCGCUGACCUUCCUGAGGGCAAGGACGAGAAGGGCUUGGCUCUCGAGGGCGUCAACGCCAGCGGCGGCCAGAGCCAGGGCCUCGCCAAGGGCAAGGACGUCGGACAGGGCAACUAGAAGUAAAGCGAGGAACUUUCUAUUUGGCAGAGAGAUGAGAGAACAGAGGAUGAACAAUACCUAAUGCUGUCUGCACGGGAAAGUGCAUCACGAUGACAACGAAAUGAAUACAAAGAAAUGACCAACAA